UUUGCCCCUGGUUCAUCAUCAUGGGGAAUAUUCCAAUAUCAGGUCAUAAGAAUCUUCCGGUGACCUACUACUGCAUGCCAGAAAGUGCCGGUGCCUCACAAUCGGUUGUGGAUCCAGUGAUCAACCCCUUGGACUUCCAGAAACAAGAAGUUUCUAAACCAAGCGAUGCCUUUGGAAACAACUACUAUCAAAAUGAGAUAGGAGAAAAUGUAAAAAUUGAUGAGCCAUUUAAGCCAGCUACCCAAAGAAGUGAAUUUUCCUUUGCUGAACCUUUCAAAUCAUCAUCUGAGGGUCCAACAGUUUCAAAAGUUAAUGAUGAAUCAGGGGUAACAGAGCGAGAUAAUGAACAAGAGGGAGUUUCAAGAGUAUCCUACAAGCAGUAUAUGAAGGAAUGGAAAGAUAAUGAACAAUAUCGCAGACAAAGCGCCAGAGUGGUACAAGCUAAGACCAAUUCUGACACAUCAGUGAAGGCAGCUCAAGAAUCUGUCAGUGUCAGCUGGAGUGAAGAAAGGAAAGAACCAAUCAAAGCUUCACAGUUUGCUACAUCCAGUAAACCUAAUUAUGCUUACCAGGCUCAAAAGUACGAGGUAUCAGCUUCCAAUGACGGGUUUGGGAUAUCUCAAUCACACCAACGUGUAGAAGAAGGUGCUGUAUCUCAAGUUGCCACUAGAAUCCAAGCUAGGUAUGGUGGAAGAGCUAUCAGAAAUGAAAUAUCAGGUUAUUCAGCAGCAAGAAAUUUGUCCUUCAACAGACCUAAUUAUACAGCCAGAAAAAGAGAGGACUUCCAUGAUUUUAAUGACAACGGCACAGGUGACCGGUGGGAAAGGGAUGAAUAUUCAGGCUCUUACACUCGUAAAUUUGAGGGUCCCAGAGCAUGGAAUCAGAGGAACAACAAUUACGCACCUAUGGACAAUAUAAAUCCACCUGAUUGGAAAAAUAGUAAACUAACCACUUUUCGCAAAAACUUUUAUCAACCUCACCCGAAUACGGAGAACCGGCCUGUAGAAGAACUGAAAAAGUUUUAUGAUACACAUAAAAUAAAGGUGUAUGGUGAUGCUCCAAAGCCAAUUUUACAUUUUGAGGAGGCAAACUUUCCAAAAUAUGUUGCAGAUACAGUACAUAAAAUUGGCUUUGAUAAUCCGACACCAAUCCAGGCGGUUGGUUGGCCAAUAGCUAUGAGUGGCCUUAAUAUGGUUGGUGUUGCACAAACAGGUUCAGGGAAAACUUUGGGGCCGUCACUGUCAAAGCCAAUUAUCAGGCAGUUCUCAAACAUGGCUAGUAAAAAAAGGAAAAACUCAAAUGGUGGAAAUUCUGGAAGUGGCGAUGAUAAAGACAAAGAAAUCAGCAUUGAACAAAUGUAUCAGAAGAAGUCCCCAGAAGAACACAUUUUACUGAGACCUGAUUCUUAUAUAGGAUCUGUGGAACCAGUCACAGAAACAAUGUGGGUGUAUGACCCUGGAACCAAAGCGAUGACACAGAAAGAAAUCACUUAUGUCCCUGGCUUGUACAAAAUCUUUGAUGAGAUUCUGGUAAAUGCUGCUGAUAACAAACAGCGAGAUCCUAAAACAAAUUGUAUCAAAAUAGAUAUAGAUGCUAAGAAAAAUAUGGUUUCAAUAUGGAAUAACGGUAGGGGGAUCCCUGUGGUGGUGCAUAAAAGCGAGAAAAUGUAUGUUCCAACGUUAAUCUUUGGACAUCUCCUUACAUCCUCUAACUACAAUGAUGAGGAGCAGAAAGUAACGGGUGGAAGGAAUGGCUUUGGAGCAAAACUGUGCAAUAUUUUCAGCUCAGAGUUUACUGUUGAAACUUGCAGCUCUGAGUAUAAACUUUGUUUUAAACAAACUUGGAAAAAUAACAUGUCAGUGGAAACAGAACCUAUAAUAACGCCAAGUGCAGACGAAGAUUACACCAAAGUAACAUUUUAUCCAGAUCUUCGCAAAUUCAAAAUGAACAAAUUGGAUGAAGGGAUUCUAGAUUUGAUGAAGAGAAGAGCUUACGAUGUUGCAGCUUCUACUAAUGGAGUUCAAGUGUAUCUAAAUAAAAAUCUUAUACCUGUGACAAAUUUUAAAGAUUACGUUCAGUUGUUUGUAAAGACGAAAAAAGAUUUAAACGACAACCAAGCAAAGAUAGUUUAUGAGAGAGUCAAUGAUCGGUGGGAGGUUGCUAUGGCUGUAUCUCCUGAUGGAUUUCGCCACAUGAGUUUUGUCAACAGCAUCGCAACCACCAAAGGUGGUCGUCACGUAGAUCUUGUAGCUGAACUGAUCACCAAACAGCUCAUGGAGGUUUUCAAACAGAAGAAAAGAGGAGUAGAUGUGAAGCCUUACCAAAUCAAAAACCACAUGUGGCUGUUCAUCAACUGUCUUAUUGUUAACCCGACAUUUGAUUCCCAAACAAAGGAAACCAUGACACUUCAACCCAAAAGUUUUGGCUCUAAGUGUAGUCUUUCUUUAAAGUUCAUCAAAGAAAUUACCAAGUCCGGUAUUAUUGAAACUGUUCAAUCUUGGGCUAAAUUCGAGCAGGAAAGUCAACUUGAGAGGGCUUUGAGUGGUAAAAAACAGAACAAACUGAAAGGAAUACCCAAACUAGAAGAUGCAAAUGAUGCAGGAACAAGCAAGUCACUGGAUUGCACUUUGAUAUUGACAGAAGGAGAUUCAGCCAAAUCCCUAGCUGUUUCAGGUCUUGGAGUCAUUGGAAGAGAUAAAUACGGUGUAUUUCCCCUCAGAGGCAAGUUGCUCAAUGUACGAGAAGCUACUCACAAGCAAAUACUGGAAAAUGAAGAAAUAAACAACAUUAUUAAAAUUACUGGUUUGCAAUACAAAAAGGUUUACAAGACAGUCGAUGAUUUGAGGAGUUUAAGGUAUGGUAAAUUAAUGAUAAUGACAGAUCAAGACCAAGAUGGUUCCCACAUUAAAGGAUUGAUAAUCAAUUUUAUCCAUUCCAAUUGGCCAUCAUUAUUAAAGCUUCAAUUCCUCGAAGAAUUCAUCACCCCAAUCAUCAAGGCCUCAAAAGGAACACAAACUUUGUCUUUUUAUUCAUUAGCUGAAUUCGAUGAGUGGAAAAAGGGUGUAAAAAAUUUACACCUAUAUAAGGUUAAAUAUUAUAAAGGAUUAGGUACAUCUACAUCAAAAGAAGCCAAAGAAUAUUUCUCAGAUUUGGGACGUCAUCGAAUAAUGUUCAGAUACGGAGGUGUCAAUGAUGAUAAACAAAUUGAAAUGGCUUUCAGCAAAAAAAUGGUAGAAGCUCGGAAAGAAUGGCUCACUGACUGGAUGGCAAGAAGCAAAAAGAGAACAGAAGAUGGUAUUCCAGAAGACUAUUUGUAUACUAAAACAGUUAAGGAUGUUACGUAUGAAGAUUUUGUCAACAAAGAACUUGUACUAUUCAGCAAUCUUGACAAUGAAAGGUCUAUUCCCAAUUUAGUCGAUGGGUUGAAGCCUGGGUCCAGAAAGGUUCUUUUCACAUGUUUGAAACGCAGUGACAAGCGUGAAAUCAAAGUAGCACAACUGGCGGGUUCUGUUGCUGAACAAUCUGCUUACCAUCACGGCGAAGUGUCUCUCAUGCUAACUAUCGUCAACUUGGCCCAGAACUUUGUCGGCAGUAAUAACAUAAACUUGCUUCAACCUAUAGGUCAGUUUGGUACAAGACUACAAGGAGGAAAAGAUGCUGCUAGCCCUAGAUACAUAUUCACAAUGAUGAGUCCUUUAACCAGACUGAUUUUUCACCCGCAUGAUGAUCCCCUCCUUACUUAUUUAAAAGAAGACAAUCAAAGCAUCGAGCCAAUGUUUUAUGUCCCUGUGAUUCCGAUAGUGUUGGUGAAUGGUGCAAGUGGUAUCGGAACAGGUUGGAUGACUAAAAUACCUAACUAUAAUCCUAGAGAUAUCAUCACAGCUAUUAGGAAUAUGAUGGAUGGAAAGGAGCCAACUAAGCUAAUACCUUGGUACAAAGAUUUUCAAGGAAAUAUCAAAGUUUUUACUAAAGAUAGUUAUGUCUGCACGGGUAAUAUUUCUGUAGUAAAACCUGAUACAGUGGAGAUCACCGAACUGCCUGUUGGUACAUGGACUCAGGCUUAUAAAGAGUCAGUGCUGGAAGUAAUGCUGAACGGAGAUGGUGAUAAGAAACCAUCCAUUAUCAAUAGCUACAAGGAAUAUAACACAGACACAUCGGUGCGGUUUGUAAUCAAACUAUCACCUGAAAAACUCAAGGAACUGAACUACAGUGAAGGGCUACACAAAUUCUUUAAGCUGCAGUCCAACAUAACCAUCUCAAGUAUGUGCCUUUUUGAUCGUAACAGUGUUCUGAAGAGAUACGAUAAUGUAAAAACCAUUUUAAAAGAGUUUUUCGCAAUUCGUUUGGAAUACUAUGAGAAAAGAAAAGCAUACCUGACCAGUCUGUUGGAUGCUGAAGCAAAAAAACUUAUUAAUCAAGCGAGGUUUGUUACUGAGAAAUGCAAUGGAAAUCUUACAAUAGAAAAUAAAAAUAGGAAAGCAAUAAUUGAUGAAUUGAUUGAGAGAGGAUACGACUCAGACCCCGUUAAGUCUUGGAAAUUAUCGCAAGAUAAUAAGGCGAUUUCGACAGAUAAUGAGGAAAGUGGACCAAACUUUGAAUAUCUCCUUGGCAUGAGCUUAUGGUCAUUAUCAAAAGAAAGGAACAAUGAAUUGUUGAAGGACUGUGACCAGAAGAAAGUUGAACUUGCAGCCCUUGAAGAAAAAUCAGCAAAGGAUAUCUGGAAAGAAGACCUUGAUGCUAUAUGGAACAAAUUAGAUGAAAUAGAAGGCAACAGUAGAAAAACGAAUGACAAACAAACAAAACAACACACAUAAAUUAAAAAAUAAAACAUACAUGUAACUGCCCCCAGACACAAGCAAACUAGGUAUCAGUACUUUUGGUCCUAUCUAGGUAGGUCCUAUCUGUUUAAGAUGAAUCUUAAUUGAGGUGAAGGAUACUUAAACGCUCCUCACUAAUCCUAAAUAUGGAUGCAACGAUAAAUAAAUUUGAAUAAGUCCGUAUAGCUUGCCGUCUCAACGCCAAACCAAUGAUUGAAAUGAAAUGAGUAUCAUAGUUUUUUAUCAGCUGUUAAAAACUUGAUCCUUCACGUUAGUAUUUUUUCCUUCAUAAUUAACUUAUUGUAUGGAUUUAAAUCCCCAAUUCUGAAGCUUCGGUCCAUAAAAUAAUGGUACUUAAAAUGCUCUCUUGGCUAAUUGAAAAAUAUUGAAAAAGUACUUAUUACUGUAAAUUAUUAUUAAGGCCUUUAUUAAAUGUUUUUUGUGAAACUAAGCAUUUAAAAUGCAGUGUCAAUAACGUUUAAAUUAAAACCAGUUAGAUAUGAGAAAUUAUCAUUGAGAUUUGUACCAAAUCAAAGUUACCAGUAUUCAUGGAACAUUUCCAUGUCAAAUUGUACAUACGUUUUGUAAAAGUAGUAAAAUUUGUACUUUUGUAGUAUAGGUGUAUUAAAUUUUUGUGUACAAAUAAAUAGUUAGUGUUUUAAAUCCCCCCACAUUGCAAGAAAACCCCCAUUAUUAUAUAGCCUUCCAUUUGAAAUAUUGUUCAAGAGGCUUGUCAAUUCAAUCAAACUAUGUUUACUGGUCUCCAUAGGAAAGAAUAUAAUGAAGUUAAAAAUUAUCCUUGAACUACUUGGUAUAAAUAAAA
Macrosteles quadrilineatus (aster leafhopper) is the source of this 5640-nucleotide messenger RNA. Its product is annotated as DNA topoisomerase 2-like. The transcript is spliced from 11 exons. Bases 21 to 4814 code for a protein of 1597 amino acids. Gene Ontology annotation, biological process: sister chromatid segregation; resolution of meiotic recombination intermediates; DNA topological change. Gene Ontology annotation, cellular component: cytoplasm; ribonucleoprotein complex; nucleus. Lineage: Eukaryota; Metazoa; Arthropoda; Insecta; Hemiptera; Cicadellidae. Gene Ontology annotation, molecular function: ATP binding; DNA topoisomerase type II (double strand cut, ATP-hydrolyzing) activity; RNA helicase activity. The record is from RefSeq and is a predicted model, not a curated record.